AACUGCAGCCUUUAUAACUGCGGAUAAACCCAUGAGGAGACAAACAGACAGGACAGGAGUGUCUGGAAGCAAUUCGAUUUUUGAUAAGCAGAUUAGGCUACAGUCAGGAGUUGAGUUUUAGAUCGAGAUUGAUCCAUUCACUUGUUCGUUGUCUAAUCUUUUAAAAUCUUUUUCUCUCAAUACUUUUUUUCAAGUAGUCAGUCUUUUUUUAUGAGUCAAUUUUUCCAGCAGUUUUCAUUUCCAUCAGUGUAGCCUUCUUGUAUUAAGUCGGUUUUCAAUAUACUGUUCUCUACACAAAAAGACAAUUCUAAGUGCUUCUCUCUCCACCGCCUGUUUCUUCUGAGAUGGAUAAACUGCCAGGGGUGAACGUAUCCACUGCUAAUAGUUCGACUGUGGACCGACUUGGUCCUUCGUUCAUAGAGCGUGGUUCCUACGAGCACCUGGAUCCAGGCGAGCUGCAUGUCCUUGUGCCUGUCAUUCUGGGGGUGAUCUGUGUUCUGGGGCUGGCCGGUACUCUCACAUCUAUGGGUAUCCUGAUCUCCAACGCCCACCGUGGGAAACUCUCCCUCAUCAACGCUCUCAUCCUCAACCUGAUGUUUGCCGACGGCCUUGUCCUGGCGUUCGCCCUCCCGUUCCGUGCCGCCGCCUUCUCCAAACCCACCUGGACGCUUGGCUGGGCGGUGUGCAAGACCUGUGAUUGGUUCCUGCAGAGCUGCAUGGUUGCAAAGAGUUUUACAGUAGCGGUGAUGGCUAAGGCUUGUUACCGUUACGUCUCUAACCCGACUAAACAGGUCAGCAUCAGUCUACGCUCCAUCCUAUUGGUGAUGUGGUUCCUCUGGCUGUCUGCCUGCUCCGCUCCCAUCCCUGCAUGGCUGUUCUCCUCACUGCAGAGAGAGACCCGAGGGCUGGUGUGUGUGCAGGUGGUUCCCCCCGAGGCGCAGGACUUCAUGUCGGUCUACGUCAAGGCGUACCCCCUCGGUGUGUUCUGCGCCCCUUUGAGUUUUGCCCUGCUGUAUUUCUGGUGGGCGUAUGGGCGCUGCCAGCGGCGCUGUAGUAAGACCCAGAACCUCCGAACGCAGAUCCGAUCCAGGAAGCUCACGCUGAUGUUGUUCAGUCUGACGGUAGCCAUGGCGAUGCUGUGGCUGCCGCAGUGGGUGGUCUGGGUGUGGGAGCGGCACGCCGCAGAGCGAGAGGCACAGGGACCGAGAGAGGAAGAACCCUUUGUCGUCUUCACUCCCCCUCUCCUCUUCUCCAUCUCCGCCCUGCUCCUCACCUUCUCUCUCUCCCUGGUGAACCCCGUCAUCGUCCUCUCUCUGUCGGAGGAGUUCACAGAGGGGUACAGGGGUCUGUGGAGGCGCCUUACUCUUCGUAAACACACCCCGUCCAACCCAAACCCUAAACCCGGGCCCCACGCACCCACCGCCCCCCAGUCCCCUUGCCCACGACCGGAGACCUCAGGCCAGCUGCAGGGAGGAGACGGAAGCCUAGGCCCCAUCCCUAGCCAGGAGACUAGAGUUGAUCCCCAGCCCCAGGUGGAGCAGGGAGGGGUGGAGGAGGUGGAUGCGGAGGGAGAGAGCCCCCGGGAUGGGAUUGUGCUGCUGGAUGUGGAGCAGUUCUGGCAUGAGAGAGAGACAGGCUCGAUGACAGAGGAGAAUGAUCCCAUACCCUGGGAGCACCAGGAGGGAGCACCAGCCGAGGGGAGGAAGUGAAGAGAGGAAGUGAGGGAAGGAAGCAAGGAGAGGAUACACACACUGACAAACAGGACGGGUUCUAAAAGGCAACUCAGUAUUCAGCUACAUCUGUCCUUGUUCACCCCUGAGCUUUGUGUAUCUGUCUAUCUUGUGUGGUUUUUGUGAUCAAAUUGUGUUACCCACCACCACCAGUGAUUUUUAAGCAAAAGGUUGUUUGAGAGUUGUUGGACACUGCCUAAACGAUGCCUGAUACACUCUUUAGCAUCGAGACCAGCCAGUAAGCCUCCCCUUUCUCUUCUUCUCAGCUAGCUCCACAGCGUUCAAACAACCUUCAAACAACACACACAGUGACUAUAUCAGCAGCUGUAACGGACUGACAUUUCAUUAUACCUCACUGGACUGAAGAUCGGUCAACACAGGAGACAACCCAGGAGUCAACGCUGGAGUCAACACAGGAGACAAUGCAUUGAAGGUGUUCAGGAAAAGAUGAAUGCAGCAAAUUACAGAGAUCCUUGAUGAAGCUCAGGACCUGAGCCUGGGGCGAAGGUUCACCUUCCAACAGGACAAUGACCCUAAGCACACAGCCAAGACAAUACAGGAGUAGCUUCAGUCUCUGAAUAUCCUUGAAUGGCCCAGCCAGAGCCCGGACAUGAACCUGAUCAAACAUCUCUUGAGAGACCUGAAAAUAGCUGUGCAGUGAUGCUCCCUAUCCAACCUGACAGAGCUUGAGAGGAUCUGCAGAGAAGAAUGGGAGAAACUCCCCAAAUACAAGUGUGCCAAGCUUGUAGCGUCAUACCCAAGAAGACUCAAGGCUGUAAUCACUGCCAAAGGUGCUUCAGCAAAGUACUGAGUAAAGGGUCUUAAUACUUAUGUAAAUGUGAUGUUUCAGUUUUUUUUUAUACAUUUGCAAACAUUUCUAAAAACCUAUUUUAUUUUAAGUAUUGUGUGUAGAUUGAUGAGGGGAAAAAACUAUUUAAUCAAUUUUAGAAUAAGGCUGUAACGUAACAAAAUGUGGAAAAAGUCUAGGGGUCUGAAUACUUUCCGAAUGCACUGUAUAUAUAUAUAUAUAUAUAGGAGGUAUUCUACUUAUCCUUGAAGUAAUGACCAACAGUAAUGGCCUUUGUAAAUACCACAAAGAGUUACAAAAUAAACUCUACAUAAGCCUGAAAUGAUUUGAUGCAGCAACAACAAAGAAAAAUAAAUAGACUUUAGGAACCAGUAAGUGCAUUUACAUACGCUAUUGAACAGUAUUUGAUGUUACUGUUACAGGUAUCAGUGUUUUCCUAUUUGAAGUGGUUUUGUAAUGAUAUGUGCUUGUAAAAAAGGUUGUUUACAUUAAAGUGAUAUAUAAUAUUGA
Molecule: messenger RNA, 3048 nt
Organism: Salvelinus fontinalis (brook trout)
Lineage: Eukaryota; Metazoa; Chordata; Actinopteri; Salmoniformes; Salmonidae
Product: G-protein coupled receptor 151-like
Exons: 2
Coding region: 345-1709 (454 amino acids)
Biological process (GO): G protein-coupled receptor signaling pathway
Cellular component (GO): membrane
Molecular function (GO): G protein-coupled receptor activity
Source: RefSeq, a predicted model, not a curated record